CCUUGCUAACCUAGUGUUUAUUUCCACUUACCACCACAUCCACCAUCCUGCAACCCACCAGCCCUUGCGACGGUUCCUCCAGCCACCUAGGAUAUGGCUUGCCUGCUGACGAUUUUACACGCGGUGGAUCCCUCAUCGUAUAUAUACCCUGUCGAACGGUCAACUCGGAGGAAGAAGACCCGUGCAGCAAUUGCUUCGACAGCUUGCUGUGCUCAAUGUAUUCCUCGGAGUCGUCCAAUGCGUCCGGGAGGGGGGCAGCGCUGGUCGCAAGUGAUAACUCCAGAGCGCAUUCAUCGAGGCCCGAGCAGGUGUCUGACGCCACCAAUUCUGGGGUCGAGGGGUCAUCGUGAGUCUGCCUUCUCGAUAUUGAAUUAUCUCAUGGAACGUCCUCGCAGAAAUGAUGGUCUCCAAACGAGACCUCCAGUGGUUCAUCGUGAGACAUACCCAAGAGAGGCGCGUCGUUCCGGGCCUCUAGUUCGCAGUGGCAGUGGUACUACCGCAUGGAACACGCACCUGGAUGGUGAAUACUCUUACAUCCCACCACCUUUCGGGUAUCCUGCGGUGUCCGCGAGCUGCGGCAACAUGGACUAUCGUCAAUGGCGCGCGUUACGGGAAAAUGAGACACGCCCGGGCGCAAUCGAUUCAGGAGCAGGAUUUGACUUCAUCGACCAAUCUGAGCAAGAUAUAGUUCCGCAAGCUCACUGUAUCGCUCCCAAUUUGCUAGCAUUGGACACGAUAAAUACAUCUCACGAUGGAAAAUUGUCUCAGCAGAUGGGAAAUCUAUCACUCAUUCAGACAUCAAGGCCCACUUGCCCUACUUCGCUCGACGUAGGCGUUAGCCAUGGUCGCACGUCGACCAACGAGACCGCGGUUCCAAUCACGUCACCGACCGUAAUUGUACUAUCUACGAAUGGCGAGCGAGCCCCAUGCCGAUAUGGGAGCGGAGAUGGAUGCGGUCUUUCUGUAGACCUCUCGAGCAUCAGCGGAUUGAAGGUGCAUCUAUACGAGCGACACCUACAAGAGAUGCUAUUCUACACCUCCGUGGACGGCAAAUCGAUGGUGUCCUGUACCUGGGUCUCGGGAGAGAAGAUAUGUGGUCAGGCUGUUGCACGAGAUAGGAUCACAAAGCAUGUGGCUGUGGUUCAUCUUCGAAUGACCAUGCAGCAGUGCACCUAUUGCGGCGCAUUCAUCACUCGCGGAGACGCAUUGCUUCGUCACUUGAGGCGGGGCGAUUGCAAGCGCAUUCCUGACGACGAGCGAGAACGUCUCAGGCAGGUCUAUAAAGCUAGAAAACGGCGCCGGGGAACGAACACUUGAUGAACACGUGGCCAUAGAGAAUCAUGUCUUUGGGUUUACU
Rhodofomes roseus is the source of this 1357-nucleotide messenger RNA. RefSeq lists its product as uncharacterized. The coding region runs from base 94 to 1317 and encodes 407 amino acids. Lineage: Eukaryota; Fungi; Basidiomycota; Agaricomycetes; Polyporales; Fomitopsidaceae. The transcript has 8 exons. The record is from RefSeq and is a predicted model, not a curated record.